AUGAGCGACGCCCUCUCCACCCUCGAGCUCCUAACCGCCAUGUAUCCAAUGGACGGCGAGCUCGAGCUCUCCGACUCGGCGUCCUCUGCUCUCGCCGGCUCCCCGUCUCCAAUUUAUCCUCUCGACCUUAUCGUCCGUGUCCCCAUAACCGACGAUGACGACGCGCCGCGCAUAGAACUCUCUAUCUCGAUCCCCCAAUCCGGCUCUGUCCGACUAGGAGUGCGCCAGCCCGACUUCUUAACCCGCGCAGCGUACCAGACUCUCGUCGACUCCCUCCCCAACCCCGAAGGAGAUGCGACGGAAGCGGUGAUGGCUGCGAUCGAGGCUAUUCGGAUGGCGGCGCCCGAUCUCAUCCAAGAAGAACCAGUGGAAGAGGAGGAGGAGAAAGUGGACGAUGGACCAUUGGAGAGGGUGUGGUUCUGGUUCCCGAGUCUCAGCACCCGUGAGAAGAGGAAGGAUCUCGUUACCUACGCCGAGGGAUACCGGUUGAAUGGGUUCGUGUUGGCUGGUAAGCCUGCGUUGCUCUGUGUUGAAGGGGGUGGGCGGGCUGUGGAUCGCUAUAUGGCCGAUAUUAAGAGUGUUAGUUGGGGAGAUAUUCCGAGUUUCCAGAAAAAGGUCACGGAACGCCUGCGUCUUCCACUCGCCGAGUCGGAUCGCAAGUUCAAGACUAUGACGGAUGUUACGUCGCUAGUGCCGCAUUACGGGACGUACAACCACCGCGGGGAUAUGAGCGAGGUCAGGCGCCUGUGCGACGAGUGGGGCGUGGGGCAGGACUUUAACGCCGUCGUCAUGAACUCGCGGGACGAGUGA
This is a messenger RNA of Cutaneotrichosporon cavernicola, 810 nucleotides long. RefSeq lists its product as uncharacterized. The record is from RefSeq and is a predicted model, not a curated record. The transcript is spliced from 2 exons. NCBI's taxonomy places the organism in Eukaryota, Fungi, Basidiomycota, Tremellomycetes, Trichosporonales, Trichosporonaceae. Bases 1 to 810 code for a protein of 269 amino acids.